Messenger RNA from Manacus vitellinus (golden-collared manakin), 3430 nucleotides. It is a transcript of the gene TBK1, whose product is annotated as TANK binding kinase 1. Lineage: Eukaryota; Metazoa; Chordata; Aves; Passeriformes; Pipridae. The transcript is spliced from 21 exons. Gene Ontology annotation, biological process: peptidyl-serine phosphorylation. The record is from RefSeq and is a predicted model, not a curated record. Gene Ontology annotation, cellular component: cytoplasm. Gene Ontology annotation, molecular function: protein serine/threonine kinase activity; ATP binding. Bases 121 to 2310 code for a protein of 729 amino acids.
CUUUAGAUUUGGGAAGCUGCGUCUUUGAUUUUAGAGCCAUUUGCUAAAUUUAAUGUCAAAAUCAGUGCUUUAAUUAAAUGAAAAAGGUGAAAAAGAAAACUGUCUAAUCAAAGAGCAGAGAUGCAGAGCACUUCAAAUUACCUCUGGCUGUUGUCUGACAUUCUAGGACAGGGAGCUACUGCAAAUGUUUUCCGAGGGCGACAGAAGAAAACUGGGGAUUUGUAUGCUGUAAAAGUAUUUAACAGUAUAAGUUUCCUUCGUCCUGUGGAUGUUCAGAUGCGAGAGUUUGAAGUAUUGAAGAAACUAAAUCAUAAGAACAUUGUUAAACUAUUUGCCAUCGAAGAAGAGACAACGACUAGACACAAAGUACUAGUUAUGGAAUUUUGUCCCUGUGGGAGUUUGUACACAGUUUUAGAGGAGCCAUCUAAUGCCUUUGGUUUGCCAGAGUCUGAGUUCUUGAUUGUUUUGAGAGAUGUGGUGGCUGGAAUGAAUCAUCUCCGUGAGAAUGGAAUAGUGCACCGUGACAUCAAACCAGGCAAUAUAAUGCGUGUUAUAGGUGAAGAUGGUCAGUCUGUUUAUAAACUUACAGACUUUGGUGCUGCAAGAGAACUUGAAGAUGAUGAACAAUUUGUUUCUCUCUAUGGCACAGAAGAGUAUUUACAUCCUGAUAUGUAUGAGCGAGCAGUCUUGAGAAAAGAGCAUCAGAAAAAGUACGGAGCAACAGUUGAUCUGUGGAGCAUAGGGGUGACCUUUUACCAUGCUGCAACAGGGAGUUUGCCUUUCCGACCUUUUGAAGGACCUCGUAGAAACAAGGAAGUGAUGUAUAAAAUAAUCACUGGAAAACCUUCAGGAGCUAUUUCUGGAAUACAGAAAGCAGAAAAUGGACCAAUUGAGUGGAGUUGGGAGAUGCCUAUUUCUUGUAGUCUCUCAAAGGGUCUGCAAGUUCUCCUCACACCUGUCCUUGCGAAUAUUCUUGAAGCAGACCAGGAAAAAUGCUGGGGAUUUGACCAGUUUUUUGCAGAGACAAGUGACAUACUGCACCGAAUAAUAAUCCACAUAUUUUCGUUACAGCAGAUGACCUUGCACAAAGUUUAUAUUCACAACUAUAAUACAGCUGCUAUAUUUCAUGAAUUGGUCUACAAACAGACAAAAAUUCCAUCUCAGAAUCAAGAACUGAUAUAUGAAGGUCGGCGUUUAAUACUAGAGCCUGGCAGAUUGGCACAGCACUUCCCCAGAACAACUGAGGAGAAUCCUAUCUUUGUAUUGAGCAGGGAACCUGUCAACAUUGUUGGAUUAAUCUAUGAAGAAGUUUUACUUCCAAAAGUACAUCAACGUUAUGAUUUGGAUGGGGAUGCCAGUAUGGCUAAAUCCGUGACAGGUAUUGUAUGUUAUGCCUGUAGAGUUGCCAGUUCUUUGCUACUUUACCAGGAGCUGAUGCGAAAAGGAAUACGAUGGCUAAUUGAAGUAAUCAAGGAUGAUUACAACGAAAUGGCUCAUAAAAAGACAGAGGUUGUCAUCAGGCUGGAUUUCUGCAGCAGAAACAUUGAAAAAGCUGAGAAAAUAUAUGAGAAUUUGAUGCAGAUCAACUUGGAAGCAUCAGAAGUGGAUGAAAUUUCAGAGAUACACACAAAGCUGUUGCGUCUCUCCAGCUCUCAGGGCACAAUAGAAACUAGUCUUCAAGAUAUCAAAGCCAAACUCUCUCCUGGUGGUUUACUAGCUGAUGGCUGGGCAAAUCAGGAAGGCAUGCAUCCAAAAGACAGAAAUCCAGAAAGGCUGCAGGCGCUGCUAUCUUCCAUCACAGACAUUUAUUAUCAGUUCAAAAAAGACAAAGCAGAACGAAGGCUUCCCUAUAAUGAAGAACAAAUUCACAAGUUUGACAAGCAGAAGCUGUAUUUGCAUGCUACAAAAGCCAUAGCUCUUUUCAAAGAUGAAUGUGUCAGCAAGUAUGAUACGUUUUUGGACAAAGCUGAGGACUGGACAAGGAAAAUGCUUCACACAAGGAAACAGUUACUGGCUCUCACCAACCAGUGUUUUGGUAUUGAAGAAGAGGUGUCCAAAUACCAGGACUAUAUAAAUGAGUUACAAGAUGCUCUGCCACAGAAAAUGUUUGCAGCUUCCAGUGGGAUGAAACAUACAAUAAAUACAGUCUAUCCAAGCUCAAACACAUUAGUGGAAAUGACCCUUGGUAUGAAGAAACUAAAGGAGGAGGUGGAAGGUGUUGUUAAAGAGCUGGCUGAGAACAAUCACAUUUUGGAAAGAUUUGGUGCUUUGACUACGGAUGGUGGCCUGCGGAACGUGGACUGUAUCUAGCUUUCAAAGGACCGGAAGAGGACUUGUAAAUUUUUUCAAAGGGAAAAAAGUACUGUUGGGACAUUUAAAGGCAGAUAAUAAAUCUGUAUCUAGGGUUUUUUCCUUCGACAACUGUAAUAUUAAAAAAAAUGUAAAUAUGUAUAAGAUGUAAAUAUAAAAGAAAUAUAUAUCUUUUCUUGGUCACUUUUAGGAUAGAAUUACUUCUGGCAGGGAAUUGAGCCCCUUGGAGGAUUUCUGAGAAAAUCCUAAAGGAAAAGGUGUUGUUGAUGAAAUUGACCUUUGUCUGCUUUGAAUAUUGCCUUUUUUUUCAGAAUGCAGUUUGGUCUUCGCUGCAAGAGGACUUGGAGAACUCCAGAACACCCUUGUAUAAAAGGUGUUUUAGAUUUCCUUUAACAACUACUAGUCUAGCUGAAUGAUUUUGAUCAUCACAGAACAUGACAAAUGUUUUAAAUGAGAUGUUUUUAAAUGAGUGUGAGAAUAGGGACUAAAAGCGCAUAGGACAGAGCGGAAAUGCAUUUCUCUUUCCGUCACAUCUAAACUGUUAGUUCACUUCUACUUGAGAAAGAAAACUCAAAAUAUUUUUUUAAGCUCUCUCCAUAUUUAGUGCCAUGUUGUCUGUAAUCAUUUGACUGCUCUCUAUAUGGAAGUUUUGCAGUCCAGCAUGUCAGACUGAAUGUCAAAAUUCCUUUUUUGGAGUACAGCACUUUAAGAAUUUCCCUGUAAUCUUAUUGCUCACCACAAGAGAAGCGGGUUCUUAAAAUAGCUUUUUCAGGAUCUUGUUUGCAGGUAUAAUUUUUAAAAAAAGGUUAAAAAUUUAUAGGAGGAGAAUUUGUGGGUAGUCAGUAGACUGGAUAGCAUCAUGCUUCAGUAGUAACUGAAAAUUGGAAAAAUAAAUUACUGGUCUAGAUCUUGAAAAGGGAUCACCCCCACUGCUGAGUUAUGACUGAGAUAUCAAACUCAGAUGGAAAAUUUAGUAAGACUCUAUAUUUAUUUUCCAGCAUGAGUAGUUAGUACUUUCAGUAUCAGGAACAGUGUGGCCAACACAAUCCAGGGAAGUGAUCCUUCCCCUGUACUCAAUGCUGGUGAGGCCACACCUGGAGUACUGUGUCCAGUUCUGGGC